AUGUCUCCCCCCGUCGCUGCUGGUCGCGAGAAGGAGUCCGGCCUGGCUCGUGUCCUCGGCUCCGGUUCCGCUGGUAUUGCUGAGCUGGCUGUCUUCCAUCCUGUCGACACCAUUGCGAAGCGGUUGAUGAGCAACCAGACUCGUAUAUCCAGCGCCAGCGAGUUGAACAAGGUCAUCUUCAAAGACAAGGCCGCCGCUCCCUUCGGACGAAAAUUCGUUUCUCUCUUUCCCGGGCUGGGAUACGCCGCCGGUUACAAGGUCCUCCAGCGUGUCUACAAGUAUGGUGGCCAGCCUGUUGCCCGUGAUUACCUCUCCAAGCACUAUGGAGCAGACUUUGAGAACGCCUUCGGCAAGAAAACCGGAAAAGCCAUCAUGCACUCUACUGCUGGAAGUCUGAUCGGUAUUGGUGAGAUUGUUCUCCUACCCCUUGACGUCCUCAAGAUCAAGCGUCAGACAAACCCCGAGGCUUUCCGUGGCCGCGGCGUCCUCAAGAUCGUCGCCGACGAGGGUUUCGGCUUGUACCGUGGCUGGGGCUGGACUGCUGCCCGUAAUGCCCCUGGAUCUUUCGCUCUGUUUGGUGGAUCUGCUUUUGCCAAGGAGUAUAUUUUCCAUCUUGAGGAUUACAACAAGGCCAGCUGGUUCCAGAACUUUAUUGCUUCUAUUGCUGGCGCUUCCGCUUCUCUCGUUGUCUCUGCUCCCCUUGACGUUAUCAAGACCCGUAUCCAGAACCGAAACUUCGACAACCCUGAGAGUGGCUUCCGAAUUCUCUCCAAUAUGGCCAAGAACGAGGGUCCUGGAGCUUUCUUCAAGGGACUUGUCCCCAAGCUGCUCAUGACUGGUCCCAAGUUGGUAUUCUCUUUCUGGCUUGCCCAGACUUUGAUUCCUGCCUUCGACAUUGCAUUCAAGAAGUAG
Molecule: messenger RNA, 912 nt
Organism: Fusarium fujikuroi IMI 58289
Lineage: Eukaryota; Fungi; Ascomycota; Sordariomycetes; Hypocreales; Nectriaceae
Product: probable YHM1 (mitochondrial carrier)
Exons: 7
Coding region: 1-912 (303 amino acids)
Cellular component (GO): mitochondrion
Molecular function (GO): guanine nucleotide transmembrane transporter activity
Source: RefSeq, a predicted model, not a curated record